Sporisorium graminicola is the source of this 1572-nucleotide messenger RNA. RefSeq lists its product as uncharacterized. NCBI's taxonomy places the organism in Eukaryota, Fungi, Basidiomycota, Ustilaginomycetes, Ustilaginales, Ustilaginaceae. The record is from RefSeq and is a predicted model, not a curated record. Gene Ontology annotation, biological process: xenobiotic detoxification by transmembrane export across the plasma membrane. Bases 1 to 1572 code for a protein of 523 amino acids. The transcript is spliced from 7 exons. Gene Ontology annotation, molecular function: fluconazole transmembrane transporter activity.
AUGACCAUGACGCCGCGAGCUCGUCAUCCAAUUGCAGCCGCCGAGAACUCAACAUGCUCUCCGAGCUCAUCUUCGCCAGACAAGCAGUUCAAUGCUACGCAGCUGCCAUCGCGAUUGGACCCGCAAACCUGCUUCACGGUCAUCGUUGGGCAGGUGGCUAAUCUCUAUGAUGCCGCACAAACCAAAUCAAACGUUUCUGACCAGGCGACCCUCGCAAACGAGGCGGCACUUUUGCAUCCACCCAGAACUGCAGUUGAACCGACGGCUUGGUCGACUCGUCGGAAGUGGAUUCUUAUCUCUCUCGUGGGACUAACUAUGUUCAACGGCUCGUUUGCAUCCACUGCGCCCAACGGAGCGGGUAUCCACCUGGCUCAGCAGUUUGGUCUCUCAAAUGAGGAGAUGGUCUUCAUCGCCACUUCGUUUGUUGGCGGCUGCGUUGCGGGUCCUAUCAUCUGGGCUCCCUUGUCCGAAAUACACGGAAGGCGACUUGUCUUUCUCAUCUCGACACUGCUGUAUUCGCUCACCAACAUAGGAUGCGCCCUCGCCCCUACCAAAGCUGUUCUGUUCUCGUGUCGUUCCCUCGCUGGCAUCUGCGCCUCUUCUGCCUUUUCAAACGCUGCGGCCGUCAUCACGGACCUCUUCGCUCCUCCAGACCGCAACGGACCCUUAAUCGUCGCUUCACUAGCGCCUCUGUUGGGCCCUUGCUUCGGACCCCUUUUUGGUGCUGGAGUCGGUCUGAAUCUCCGAUGGCCGUUUGUGUUUUGGCUGCUCGGUGCUAUCGGCUUGGCAUUGGACGUGAUGCUUCUCUGCGUACCUGAGACCUACGCCCCCGUCAUCGCUGUCAGCAUCAGGCCAAAGGAGAGCAUCCGUUCGCAGGCCACGUCGUGGCGAGGAAAGUCGCGGACCUUCUUUUUGGUCAACCUCGGUAGACCAAUCAAGAUGAUGUGCAGAGAGCCAAUCGUCAUGUGUGCUACAUUCUAUCUGUCUUUUUUCUUCGCUCUCAUGUACAUCUUCUUCGCCAGCUGGCCGUUGAUCUUUGGGCCGCCAGGCAUCUACCGGCUCGACGCGAUGCACAGUGCUGGUGGAGCGUUUGCGGCCAUCUGGCUCGCAACACGGGAGCACUCCAGUACCAAAGCAAGCAGUCCAGCAAAUGGGCCAAUGCCCGAGGCCAAGCUGUUUCCUACCUUCUUUGUCGCGCCUCUCGUGGCUAUUGGACUUCUUUGGGCAGGGUGGCUAGCGCGAACGAGCAUUCCGUACCAAGUCACCAUGCUAGCAGGAAUUCCGAUCGGCGCUGCUAUGGUGCUAUGCUUCCACGGCUGGAUCGGCUUCCUUGGGGAUUGCUAUCGACUCUACUCGUCAUCCGCCAUUGCGGCCACGGUCAUUGGUCGCUCCAUCUCUGGCGCUACCAUCCCCCUCUGCACACAUCGACUGCACGAGAGGCUCGGUGGUAUCGCCUUUCUGUACACCAUGCUCGCUGGUCUGGUGGUGCUGACCGUUCCGAUGCCGUUGCUUGUGUUUCGGUUCGGGGCCAAGCUACGCGCCCGGUCCAUGUACAAGCCCGGCAGAGGCUGA